AUGCCCCGCCGCCUGGCUACGACCUACGCCGGCCGCAUCGCGGCGGCGACGCCGUCCCCCUCGGGACCCUCCCUCACCGUCACCGUCUUGCCGACGCCGCCCCCCACCCCGCUUGACACGCGCGGCUACUCGCUACCGCGCCGCCACCUCAUCUGCGCCGUCGCCCGAAUCCUCCGCUCCCCGGCGUCCCCCACCCCGCUGCUCGACCUCAAUGACUACCUCCGGUCCCACCGCCUCACUCUCACCUCCGCCGAGGCUUCCGAGGUCAUGAAGGCGCUCGCCCCCGACACCUCCCUCGCGCUCGGCUUCUUCCGCUUCGCCGCCACCUCCCUCCCCGGCUUCCGGCACGAUGCCUUCUCCUACAAUCGCAUCCUGGUCCUCCUCUUCCGCAACCGCGCCGAUCCCGCCGAGGCCAUGCGGCUCGUCGCGGAGAUGGAGCGCGACGGCGUGCCCGGCAACAUCUCCACCGUGAAUUUGCUGGUUGGGAUGGGCAUGGAGGUGGGGAUGUGCCUGGAGCUGGCGAAGAAAUGGGGGCUGAGGCUGAACGGGUACACCUACAAGUGCCUUGUACAGGCGCAUCUGAGGAGUCGGGAGGUGUGGAAGGGGUUCGAGAUGUAUGAGAAGAUGCGGAGGAAGGGCUACAAGUUGGACAUAUUUACGUAUAACAUGCUGCUUGAUGCGCUUGCCAAGGCUGGAAUGGUUGACCAAGUUUACCAAGUCUUUGAAGAUAUGAAACAAAACAACUGUGAUCCAGAUGCAUACACAUACACUAUACUAAUUAGAAUGUCUGGAAAGGCUGGGAAGACCACUAAAUUUGUCUCAUUUUUGGAGGAAAUGGUGUCCAAAGGAUGUGUUCUUAAUCUGAUUGCUUAUAAUACUGUUAUUGAGGCUCUUGGUAAGAACAAGAUGGUUGACAAGGCGAUUUUUAUGCUUUCUAAAAUGAUUGAGAGUGACUGCCAGCCCAAUCAAUUCACAUAUAGCAUUAUGCUGGAUGUUUUAUCAACAGGGAGACAACUCCACAGGCUGAAUGAGAUUCUAGAUAUCUGUAUUGGACAUCUGAAUAGGUCAGUUUAUUCAUAUUUGGUCAAGGCACUCUGCAAAUCUGGGCAUGCAAGUGAGGCUCAUAGUGUAUUCUGUCGUAUGUGGAGUUCCCAUGAAAAAGGAGACCGGGAUGCUUUUGUAUCAAUGCUUGAGGCACUAUGCAAUGCAGAAAAGACAGCAGAAGCUAUUGAUCUACUGCAUAUGAUGCCUGAAAAGGGGAUUACUACAGAUGUUGGAAUGUAUAAUAUGAUCUUUUCUGCUCUUGGGAAGCUGAAGCAGGUGUCUUUCAUGAGCAGUCUUUAUGAUAAGAUGAAAGCCAAUGGGGUUGUUCCUGAUGUUUUCACAUACAAUAUUAUGAUUUCAAGUUUUGGUAGGGUUGGCUUAGUUGACAAGGCAUCUGAACUUUUUGAGGAAAUGGAGGAUGGCAGUUGCAAGCCUGAUGUCAUCACCUACAAUUCUAUGAUAAAUUUCCUUGGAAAAAAUGGAGAUCUCGAUGAAGCCCACAUGCUUUUCAAAGAUAUGCAAGAGAAAGGAUAUGAUCCUGAUGUCUUCACUUACAGCAUAUUAAUUGAGUGCUUUGGGAAAUCCAAUAAGGUUGAUAUGGCAUGCAGCUUGUUUGAUGAGAUGAUUGCACAGGGAUGUGUUCCUAAUAUUGUAACCUAUAACAUUUUAUUAGACUGUUUGGAGAGACGUGGGAAGACAACAGAAGCUCAUAAAUUUUAUGAAACUCUGAAGCAACAGGGAUUGACUCCUGACUCGAUAACUUACUCAAUACUUGAGAGAUUGGAAAGUAGAUCUCAACGAACAGUAAGAAUACGUAAACCAAGUCGGAAUACAGGUUGGGUUAUAAGUCCAGUAUGA
Miscanthus lutarioriparius is the source of this 1902-nucleotide messenger RNA. Lineage: Eukaryota; Viridiplantae; Streptophyta; Magnoliopsida; Poales; Poaceae. The record is from the annotation of a GenBank genome assembly.